AUGCGGUUCUCAAUUAUUCCCAUACUAUUCGCUCUCCUUGCAAACCUUAUAAGUGCCAACUUCGCUUCUGAAGCCGAACAGCUUACUGAAGACGAUAUUGGUGACUUCUCGGCCAUAGCCUUUGGUAAUACAUCUACUGCAGGAUCUCUGAAUGCCAACGACAGACCCGACUGUAGAGAAUAUCCGGGGUCUCCGGGCUGGCCUCUUGACGAAGAAUGGUCGCGACUGAACCGCUCGCUAGGAGGUGCCUUGAUUAAGGGGAUUCCUCCAGCGGCGGUAUGUUACGACGGACCUUACAAGGACGCAGCUGCGUGUACCUUUCUUAUGCGGGACGCGACCUCUACUCGCUUCUAUCUUAACGAUCCAGUCACGGUAUUAACAGAGUGGCCCGAGGGAAGCACUUGCCACACUCCGUCUGGACAGCAAACUGGUGGGAACUGUACGCAGGGUGCGUUCCCUGCCUAUGUCGUUAAUGUCACGACGGUGAGGCAGAUCCAAAUCGCGGUGAAUUUCGCUAGGAACAGGAAUCUCCGUCUAGUCAUCAAAAAUACCGGACAUGAUUUCGUCGGGCGAUCGGUCGGUUUCGGGAGCCUCAGCAUCUGGACCCACUGGCUGAAAGACUUCGAGUUCCUGCCCCGUUAUCGAAUCGGAGCGUACAGAGGCAGAGCGGCUAGAGUCGGCGCCGGGAUCGAGAGCUGGGAGAUGUUCGCAUACAUGACCCGCUACAACAUGACGGCGGUGGUUGCGGGAGGUUAUACCGUCGGAGCAUACGGUGGCUGGAUGGCGGGUGGCGGACACUCUGCUUUGGCUUCCAAGUACGGGCUCGGCGCGGAUCAAGCUCUAUCUAUCCAAGUUGUGACGGCUGAUGGCAGAUUUAUUACCGCUGAUCCGUAUCAGAAUACCGAUCUAUUCUAUGCGCUGCGAGGUGGCGGCGGGAGCACUUAUGGCGUCGUAACCUCAGUCAUAAUAAAAGUCCAUCCGCCAACCAAAGUCCUAGCCUCCUCUAUAGCUUUCUCUACAGACGAGUCUAAGGUCUCCGGUCCUAUCAACACUACGAAUUUCUGGAAGGGCUUCGACCUAUAUCAUGAGUUUGGGAAGAAGAUCGUUGAUAAUAGCGGCACAGCAUGUUACUUGUCACGCCGUUCCGACAACAUCAGCUUCACCUUCACGGCAGACAUCGAACUCCCCAACGUGUCGGACAAGUACCUGUUCGACUUCGUGCAGCCGCUCGUAAACGACCUGAACGCGAUCGGGCUCGACGUACCCAACCCCGCGCCGCGCCCCGCCGCGAACUGGGCCUCCCUCGGCGGCGGCGCGGGCGACGUCCCCGGGAGCUCGCGCUUCGCCAGCCGGCUCUGGCCGCGGGCCAACUUCGAGGACCCGGCGCUGUUCGCGGCGACGCAGCGCGCGAUCCGCCGCUCGGUGGAGGACGGCGGGUACACGUUCCACGGGAUCCACAUGGCGCCGACGGAAGAAGUCGCGGGAUAUCCUAGUGGUCGUGACGGGGGCAGGGACAGGGAUGGGGACUGGGAGAGCGCGGUGAACCCGGCAUUCCGCAAGGCGAUCAUGCACGCGGACCUGUUCGACUUUGCUACGUCUACCACGGUGCGGGGCGGGUCGUCGUUGCUGCCCCCGCCGGUGUUCAAGGCGGCGCACGAGAGGCUGGCUCGCGCGAUGGACGAGUGGCGGGAGGCGUCGCCGGGGGCGGGGGCGUACGUGAACGAGUGCGACGUGGAGGAGCCGGGGUGGCAGCAGGCGUUCUUCGGCAGCCACUACGGGCGACUGCUGGGGAUAAAGCGUCAGCGGGACCCGUGGGGGGUGUUCUACGCGGCGGCGACGGUGGGGAGCGAGGGGUGGGAGGUGCGUGCGGAGGAGGGGGAGGGGAUGCCUACGCAGAAUGGGCCGUUGUGUAGAGUUGGGGGGUCGGUGGAGGGGGGUGUAGUGUAGGAAGGUCAGGCGAGGUGAGGUGACGAGAGGGAGGGGGACGGGAGGUUAAAAGGGGGUAGAGAUUGACGGACGGGGUGACGGAGGAGGUGGUGGUGGUGAUAAUAGUGGCGGAUGAUAUGCCGAAUAUUGAUAGAAAGAUGGGAACUCCGAAUAAUUGAGUUUAUUUAGACGGAUGUCUUUUUUGAUCCGUUUCAUUGAUAUUUGGUAUGAGCUUAUACUUGUAAAGCUAUUAUAUUUUAUUUUAUAUUCCAUCAUCCCUGUAUAUUAGCAUAGUUGAACCAGAACACUUAUCGUAAAGGGGUUCAUAUAUUCUACAACACGGAGUAAAUUAGAUUGUGAAGAGGUUCGUGACUAGAAAAACUCCGAUGGAGAAGGCCUUGUUUUUUUUUUUUUUUUUUUUUUUUUUUUUUUUUGAUUUUGGGUUUUUUUAAACAAAGUACCGGCCUAAUAUAUAAUAGCUCAAUAGGCCUUGGAUGACGUUUGUAAACGAAACGGAAUUUAGUCUCUGCGUGGCACAACGGCGUUGAAUCUAAUGUUGGUUGAAAGAUUUAUACUUACCACCUAAAGUCAAAC
Molecule: messenger RNA, 2520 nt
Organism: Daldinia caldariorum
Lineage: Eukaryota; Fungi; Ascomycota; Sordariomycetes; Xylariales; Hypoxylaceae
Product: FAD-binding domain-containing protein
Exons: 4
Coding region: 1-1947 (648 amino acids)
Molecular function (GO): oxidoreductase activity; FAD binding
Source: RefSeq, a predicted model, not a curated record